Xenia sp. Carnegie-2017 is the source of this 582-nucleotide messenger RNA. Its product is annotated as ubiquinone/menaquinone biosynthesis C-methyltransferase UbiE-like. Bases 1 to 582 code for a protein of 193 amino acids. The transcript has a single exon. NCBI's taxonomy places the organism in Eukaryota, Metazoa, Cnidaria, Anthozoa, Malacalcyonacea, Xeniidae. The record is from RefSeq and is a predicted model, not a curated record.
AUGACAGCACAACUACAAGCGGUGUUUAAUCAACGAAGUUAUAAGACUGCAGUGGCAUAUUCCAUCAAUAAUGAUUUACAAGUAAGUAAUGGAAAGAAAUUCAUAGAAAUAGCUGGUGUUCAAAAUGGAGACAAAAUCUUAGAUAUGGGAUGCGGAACGGGAGAGCUCACUUCAUUUCUUGCAGAAAUUGUUGGUAGAGAUGGUCAAGUGGUCGGCGUAGAUCCAGACAUCGGGCGUAUUGAAUAUGCAAAGCAAAAGCAUUUGAGCUUGCACGAAAACCUGGUAUUUGAGAAUGGCGAUAGUUCUACUGAGUUUCAUCAACGAAGCAAAUCCUACUACGAUGUUCAUUUUAGCAGUUUUGUUUUCCAAUGGCUUUCUCCAGAAAGGAAGGAGGAGUAUGCGAGAGUUGCCUUCGAGAGUUUAAAACAUGGAGGAAUAAUUGCACUACAGAGUCAUGAGGUAGAUCCACAAUUAAUUACAAAGGCAAACGAAAUGAUUUUUUGCACUCCUAAUCUCGUACUUAAAAGAAACACAAAGAAAAUGAAAAGGCAGUUCCAUUCUUUAUCAAAAAGUUUGAGGUAG